This is a messenger RNA of Harpia harpyja (harpy eagle), 1146 nucleotides long. It is a transcript of the gene PSMG2, whose product is annotated as proteasome assembly chaperone 2. Bases 74 to 883 code for a protein of 269 amino acids. Gene Ontology annotation, biological process: proteasome assembly. NCBI's taxonomy places the organism in Eukaryota, Metazoa, Chordata, Aves, Accipitriformes, Accipitridae. Gene Ontology annotation, cellular component: nucleus; cytosol. The record is from RefSeq and is a predicted model, not a curated record. The transcript has 7 exons.
GGCGGGCGCUGACGGCCGUUCCCCGCCGCCCCGCUGAGGAGAGCGGCGCAGCGCCCGUUGUUUCGCGGCCGGCAUGUUUGUUCCUUGCGACCGUGGCGGUGGCGGCUCCGCCGGCUCCGACUUUAAAGGCUUCACUCUGCUCAUGCCAGCAGUGUCGGUGGGAAAUGUUGGUCAACUGGCAAUAGAUCUAGUGAUUUCCACGCUUGACAUGACUAAAGUUGGUUACUUUUACACUGAUUGCCUGGUGCCAAUGGUUGGAAAUAAUCCAUAUGCAACAGCAGAAGAAAAUUCAAUGGAGCUGAGUAUAAAUGCUGAAGUGUAUUCGUUACCUUCAAAGAAACUUGUAGUUCUGCAGAUCAGAUCACCUUUUAUAAAGAACAAGUACAGGCCAUUCUGUCAAACACUGCUUUCUUGGGUGAAAAGCAGCAAAUGUGCCAGAAUCGUUCUUCUGUCUAGCAGCCAUGCAUACCAGCGCGAUGAUGAGCAACUGCUUGGGACACCACUACGCUACCUACUUACACCUGAUCUUGAGAAAGCACUUGGAGGCCUUAUGCAGGAGCUAAGCUGGAAAGAAAUGGAAAAAGUAGCAGCUUACCCUGGAAUAAAUGAUACAGAAAAAGUUCUACAUAUUCCUGGAGGUGGCAUCACAAAACUAUUAUUUACUGAGAGCUGUUCAAAAGGAAUCCAAAUGGCAGUUCUUCUGAAAUUCUGCUCAGAAGGGGACAACAUCCCUGAUGCAUUUGCUCUUGUUAACUAUCUUAAUGAAUGGCUCCAGCUAAUUAAAAGUGAAAGCAACAAUUCCACAGAUACUUCUUCACAAUGGAAAAUACCAAGUUCUUGGCGCUUACUUUUUGGCAACGGUCUUCCACCUGCACUCUUCUGAUCAGUUUUGAAUUCUUCUGUAAGUCACAUGUGCAGUCUCAAACAUCCCUUGAGAAGGUGAUUACAUAGUCAUUGCCAAGCAACAGCAGCUUAAGUUGUUGUGUACAUAAAUUCUUUAUUUAAGAAAAAUUUCUUUCACAGAUGUGGGUAGCUAAAGAAAUUAAGGUAACUUUCACAAAUUGACCAAAGAAAUGUUUUGUACAGUUGUUUAGUGAAUAACUUUGGUUGAAAUUUUUUCUAAUAAAAUAUUUUUUAAAAAACCUU